Mesoplodon densirostris (Blainville's beaked whale) is the source of this 585-nucleotide messenger RNA. Its product is annotated as beta-lactoglobulin-1/B-like. The coding region runs from base 1 to 585 and encodes 194 amino acids. The transcript is spliced from 6 exons. Gene Ontology annotation, molecular function: small molecule binding. The record is from RefSeq and is a predicted model, not a curated record. NCBI's taxonomy places the organism in Eukaryota, Metazoa, Chordata, Mammalia, Artiodactyla, Ziphiidae.
AUGAUGUACCUCCUGCUUGCCCUGGGCCUGGCCCUCACGUGUGGCACCCAGGCUGUCAACGUCAUCCAGACUAUGGAGGACCUGGACAUCCAAAAGGUGGCGGGGACGUGGCACUCCAUGGCCAUGGCAGCCAGCGACAUCUCCUUGCUGGACACCAAGAGCGCCCCCCUGAGAGUGAACGUGGAGGAGCUGAGGCCCACGCCCCAGGGCGACCUGGAGAUCUUCCUGCAGAAACGGGAGAAGGAUGGGUGUGCGAAGGAGAAAAUCAUCGCAGAAAAAACCGAGAACCCUGCUGUGUUCAAGAUCAACUCCCUGGAUGAGAAUAAGAUCUUCGUGUUGGACACCGACUACAAAAACUACCUGCUUUUCUGCAUGGAAAACACCGCCCACCCCGAGCACAGCCUGGCCUGCCAGUACCUGGCCAGGACCCUGCAAGUGGACGACGAGGUCAUGGAGAAAUUCAACAGAGCCAUCAAGCACCUGCCCAUGCACAUCCGGCUCUCCUUCAGCCCGACCCAGCUGGAAGGGCUGAGGGCCAAGGUGGAGGCCCCGGAAGCGGGCACCGGUGACAAACACUCCACCUGA